Molecule: messenger RNA, 1729 nt
Organism: Mycetomoellerius zeteki
Lineage: Eukaryota; Metazoa; Arthropoda; Insecta; Hymenoptera; Formicidae
Product: lipase 3
Exons: 7
Coding region: 355-1638 (427 amino acids)
Molecular function (GO): hydrolase activity, acting on ester bonds
Source: RefSeq, a predicted model, not a curated record
GACUAUUAAUAAUUUAAAUAGUUCAACAUCGACUUCAAAAGAUUUCGUGAAAAGAAAUAAAGAAAACGCAUGCCUUUCACCGCCUGAACACGUCGUGUUUUUUUCAAGCGCACGACCAAGGCGACGAGACCAUUCCCCGGUUCUUCUGCGCACCUAUGAUUUCGCGGGUCACUUUCUCGUAAGUCGCUCGAGUCGCGCGAACCGUGCUUUGAAGAAAAAAAAGUGUGUGUUAGAGAGAAAGAGUAAGAAAAGAAAGAGAAAGCCUAGACUACGUAAAGGAGAAAUAGGUGGCGUAUUCCUGCAAAAUAGUUCGUAAAUAGUUAAUAGAUCGCUCGCAAACUUCACGCUGUCGCGAUGCUGACGUCCGACAUCAGUAAUAUGAGCAAAACAAAUCAAGAUGAGGUCCACAUGACAACGCCUGAACUGAUUGAAGCUCAUGGUUACGUAGCCGAGACCCACCAGAUUUGCACAGAAGAUGGUUAUUAUUUGACCGUGCAUCGUGUACUUCCUAACGAUCGAGUACCAUCGGUAUCACUAAACGCUGACAUCAUAAACACCGAUGCAGCUGUUAUGAAUAGUGAAGAUCAUAAUUUGUCAAUUUCUGCUGAGAAUUAUCAACUUUCAGAAAUUUCCGGAUGUUAUAUCAGUUCCUCCAGAUUGCCAGUUAUAAUAAACCAUGGACUUGUAUCUAGUUCUGCGGAUUGGGUACUCCUAGGACCACACAAAGCCCUCGCAUAUGUUCUUUGUGACAAUGGAUACGACGUUUGGCUCACAAACGCUCGUGGAAACACCUACUCCAAAUCUCAUAAAUAUUACUCAAUCAAAGAUAGAGACUUUUGGAACUUUAGUUGGCAUGAGAUUGGAUAUUAUGAUUUACCAGCAACAAUAGAUUAUAUCUUAGAAAAAACUGGUCAUUCCAAAUUGUAUUAUAUUGGUUACAGUCAGGGUGCAACCACGUUCUAUGUUAUGGGGAGCGAAAGACCUGAAUAUAAUGCUAAGAUCAAAGGAAUGAUAAGUUUGGCACCUGCAGUAUUUUUAGGGAAUCAAAAAAGUUUAUUUUUGAAGCUUUUCGCAUAUUUUCACAGUAUAUUAGAGUGGGGAUCUUACAUUUGCAACAUAAAUCAAUGGUUACCUCGUAAUAAAUGGCAAAGUUUUAUAUUGAGGACCUUUUUAAGCAACGCUCCUCACCCGAUGACAGAGGGUUUAUGUAAUUGCUGGUUUUAUCUUAUUGCUGGAUUCGGUAGCGAACAACUCGAUAAAUCUAUGUUACCUUUAAUAUUUGGACAUUGCCCAGCAGGUUCUUCGGUCAAACAAUUCCUUCACUUUGGCCAGUUAAUAAGCUCCGGCUCUUUUCAGAAAUUUGAUUAUGGCACUAGAGCAAACUUGACUCUCUAUGGAUCUACACGACCACCUAAAUAUACUCUUGAAAGAGUAAAAGUACCUGUGGCAAUCUUUUACAGUGAAAAUGACUUUAUUAAUCAUCAUACUAAUGUUCAAAAACUGGCAGAUAAUUUACCAAAUGUUAUACAAACUGAAAAAAUAGCAUACGAAAAAUUCAAUCAUACUGAUUAUCUCUGGGGCCGUGAUGCAAGGAUAAUCUUAUAUAACAAUAUUGUGACUGUGUUGAAGAAAUUUUGAUGCAUUGAGAUCCUAUUUUAAUAAACAAUUGUUAAUUUUGUAUCUAUAUAUAACAAAUUAUAACUCAGGAAUAUUGUUUAGGUUAUAUUUC